UCAGAAAGUUCCAGGCAGCUGAUAAAAAGGGCCAAUGUACAACUCUGACUCACCUCACCCAAGGGAGACACACACCCAAGAAAACGAAUUCAUUUCAAAUACCCUCAUACCGUUCUGUCAGUUAAAGUGAAUGUAAUGCCGCCCUAUAUGAUUAUUUUGCUAUACAAAGACAUACACAUCUAAGUCCUAUGAUGACACAUGUAUCCCUAUCUUUCAGAGCUUACAGUCUGUGAGAUGCAUAGAGCACAAGUAUGAGGAAUCUCUGUUGCCUACCUUGUUUUCCUUUCUAAAUGAGUCCUACGGGCCACUUGUUUUUCUGAAAUGAGUAUCAUGGUUCUGUAGGGCAGCAGGUUGGGUCGCAUUCCUAACGCAUCUGCUUCUGGAGGAACGUAAAGAACGUCAGUCCUCGCUUUCUAUUUGUGCAGCUAACAAGGAAGUUCUGCAGGUGAAAAAUUGCUUUCUUCUCUCUCUCUCCUUUUCCUGGAGAACAAAGUUUACUGAGUCAGCUGCAAGGAGGUACAUUCUGGAAGUGCCUAUGUUUCUUGUUGGCUAAUGGUGGCUAGGAGUUAGUUUUGUAGGAGAACUUUCCCUACAUUAUGGAGUCCUAUCUAAGGGAACACUUAAACUGCAUGAAUUGCCUUUGGGACAGGAUCUGGCCUCCUGGAAACCCUGCGGUAAAUGAAACCAUAAUUGACUCAGUGGUUCAGGAUUUUAAUACCUCAAGGACAGACAUAGUCACAGCCCUGUACAGUUUUGAUGCCCGGAGUACAGAUGAGCUGACAAUUCAGCAGGGUGAAGAGCUGUGCAAGUUGAGUGAUGAAGGUGACUACAUCUUGGCCAGGAAACUAACAGGCAGUAUGGAAAGUGGGUUGGUUCCAGCAUCCUACGUAGCUCAGUCCAGUCUUCCAGGUGGUCACAACACCAUCCAGGAACUCUGGUACUUUGACGUCGCAAAUCGCAAUGAUGCUGAAAGGCUGCUCUUGAGCCCUCCAAAUGCUCAUGGCUCUUUCCUUGUGCGCUCCAGUUAUAGCACCCCUGGACAGUACUCACUAUCUGUGCGCAGUGAGGACAAAGUCACCCACUUCUGCAUCAAUGUUAGUGCCAGGGGCGAGUUUUAUAUUCAGAAUGAAAAAUGCUUUGACUCCAUUAAAGAGCUUAUUAACUUCUAUAAAGUAAACUGGAAACUCAUCAAAAGUCCUUUGCUCAUGCCUUGUGUCUGGGUUGCCUAUCAAAGAGACCAGUGGGAAAGGCCACGCAGUGAGUUCAUUCGGAUUAAGAAACUGGGAGCAGGGAAUUUUGGAGAAGUUUGGGAAGGCCUCUGGAAUAACAAAGAUAAAGUUGCCAUAAAGACCUUCAAACACGACAACAUCAAUGAGAGUGAUUUUAAGAAGGAGGUUGAUGCUCUCAAGAGCUUGUGUCACAGGAACCUGAUCCAACUUUAUGCAGUUUGCUCAGUAGGAGAACCGGUCUAUAUAGUCACUGAGCUCAUGUCGAAAGGAAGCCUUCUGCAGUUCCUGCAAGGUAAUGAAGGACGUCAUUUAACAGAUGCUAAUUUCAUGCACAUCAUCUCUCAGGUGGCAGACGGGAUGGUGUAUCUGGAGAGCAAGCAUGUAGUGCAUCGAGACUUAGCCACUCGCAAUGUGCUUGUGGGGGAGAAAUUGGUGUGCAAGAUUGCGGAUUUUGGGUUAGCCAGACUACUCAAGGACGACUUAUACUCACUGCAAGUUAACAUGAAGAUCCCAAUUAAGUGGACAGCCCCCGAGGUUAUAACACACGGAAAAUACUCCACAAAGUCUGACAUUUGGUCGUAUGGCAUUGUGAUGUAUGAAGUCUUUAUGUUGGGAGAGAUGCCCUACCCAGGAAUGAAUAACCAAGAAGUGAUAGCUGAAGUCAUCUCAGGAUACAGACUUCCAAAGCCAGAUCGAUGUAGCUCAGAUGUUUACAAGUUGAUGAUGGAAUGUUGGCAGGAAAAACCUAGCCAAAGGCCGAGCUUCUAUGAAGUUGUGGAGAAACUGACUCCAAUCCAGCGUAGCAUCCGAUGAAAAUCAUGGUGUAUCUAAUCAGGCUGCAAUUUGUGGACUGCCUACAUUAUAAAACAGUAUGUACGCUUAAAACUGAAAGUUGUAUUCUAGGAGAAAUACUCACACCCACGAAUAAUAUAUAAAAGAGAGUAGGGAAGGGGAAAAAAAUAAAGUUCUCAUUUUAGGAGAAGACAAUGCACAUCUGAUGACCUACGGCAUUCAUUAAAACAAAAUUACAUUGUCAAGACAAUGACUCAAAAAAAUGUUUUUCUGGAGUUUGCAUCCUUACUUCUGCUUGCUAAACUAGGCUCUAGGGUUCAGUAACAGCUGGAAAGUCAAGCAUGUGUUGCACCAUUUGGUUUAGCACCCGACAGAUGUUGCAUUUGGUUUCUUCUUUUUAUUUUGCAUUGUCAAUACCCACUACCUAUAGGCUGUGUUUUGGCUAGUGUUUCAGUCAUGAUCUGGAAUUCAUAUAAAGUAUGGGAGUUGGCUCCAGCCAUGAGACAGUAACAGGCCCGGACUGGCAAUCUGUGUGUUCUGGCAAAUGCCAGAGGGGCAGCUAUCAGGUGCCAUAGAAAGUCACUAUUAAGUGGGCUGCUGGGACCUGUUUGGGCUUCUUUGUACUUGGAAUGCUAGGGCCUAUUUUGGACAGUAAUAUGGGCUACAAUUUUCUAGCAUUAAGAGCAUAAUGAUGAAUGACAUCUAAAAGCACAGAUACAAAGCACAGAGGUAUUGCUGAUUCGAGAGAGGGAAGAGGCAGGAGAGCAGAGGUUCAGCCCUGUACAUGGAAUUCUGUACUGCUGCCAAUCAGACAAAAAUUUAGGAGCAAAUUAUAAGGAUGAUGAGAUGCAGAAAGGAACAUGAAUUGCACACAGGGUGUUUAGUAGAGCAAAGAACACACACCACAUUCAGGGGGUAUUUAGACUCACACCAUGCUUGCAUAAAUUCUAGAUAUAAUUCUCGGGGUGUGCUAUUUAUAUAAGUGACUAAACUACAGAGACACUGGUAGUAAAUCUGCCUGGAAACUGGCACAGUUAGUAAAAUUAAAAAUAAAUAUGCACAUUUUAUUAGAAUAUGCUGUUUUUCACACAAUCUUACUAUAUUCACACAGGUGCUUUAUAACAUAGAGAAUGCACCAGCUUUUAGAUGCCAAUGACUUGUUGCUAAUUCACAUCCUUAUAAAAACAGACUGUCGGGCUCCCAAGAGCAGGUCUCUGGUUCUUUAUUUAUCAUUAAUAAUACAAUACAACUAUUUAACAAAGAAUUAUAGUGUUUUGAACCAUUUUUGGGUUGCAUUAUGUAUUUGCUUUUAUACCAUGACUGUAGAAAUUGCCUCCUUCCUCUGAAAUGCCUAUAUCUCAUUUUAUCAGUGUUUCUGACUGUGAAGCAGAAUGUUAGGAUAUCACUAUUUUCAA
Xenopus laevis (African clawed frog) is the source of this 3436-nucleotide messenger RNA. It is a transcript of the gene srms.L, whose product is annotated as tyrosine-protein kinase Srms. Bases 597 to 2042 code for a protein of 481 amino acids. NCBI's taxonomy places the organism in Eukaryota, Metazoa, Chordata, Amphibia, Anura, Pipidae. The record is from RefSeq and is a predicted model, not a curated record. The transcript has 8 exons.